AUGGGAGGACACCAGGGUGCAGACCUCUUGGCUGUGGACAAGUUUCAACGGUGGGGCAACCACGAGACUUGGAAGGUGCUGGAUCCACCAGCAGACGGAUCGCUUUUGACCGUGCAGUGCAGUAUUGAUCAUCUACAUGAUGUGCUUCCGGGCGAUGACGGAAAGCAUUGCCAGUGUCAAGGUCAUGUGGUUCGCGGAAGUUCAUUUAGUUCUCAGCUCCCAACGUCGCUGCAGCAGGUUGACUUCAACCAGGCGGCAAUGGAGAACGCUGACUGGGUUUUUUGCUCAAAUCAAUGGCAAGAGUGCCAGUGCAACAAUGCAGUCAGGUGGGGACAUGACCAAAAGUGGACUUUCAUCAGCCCCCAGAAGCCCGAGCAGAUUUUCACGGUCAAGUGCGAUGUGCACACUCUUGGAGAUCCUGUGCCAGGUGAAGAUGGGAAGCAUUGCCAGUGUCUGGUGAAACACGGGAGCCUCUUCGAAAAACAGCUGAACCCGAUGCUUCUAAAUGAGCAAGUGGCCGACAAGGGCGGUUCUCGCUUCAUUGCCUCGUGCGAGAUCUUUGAGGCCGCAAAAAGCCGAGGGCCGAAGGACCAAGCUCUAUGGGAAGCGGUGGAGCCUUUCUGUUCCAAAGCAUGGGAGGAGCGAGCUGCCCAGGAUGAGGCAUUUGCGGCCGGACCUCACAGGCUUGCCUUCAGUUCCAUGCAGAAGCUCAUGCAGGCACGGCUGGAUGCUCGAUUCGCAAAGAAUUACGAUCGCCUGGUGGACAAGGAUGGGUGGCUGCCAAGGGCAUUCGUCAACUAUUAUGCAGGCGCACCAGGAAGCAAGCAUGCAAAGAUGACGGAGCAGUUGAUUCGUUCUGUGCACAUGUUCUCCCAAGCUCCCAUCGUUGUCCUUCACUUGGGAAGCCGAACCCCCGACUCCUGGACAGCCGAGCGCUUUCCACGCUUGUUGCUUGUACAUGCUGCACCUAUGGAGCCCGAUGCACACCGAAGCUUCAAUUUCAACAAGUUGAGAUCCUUCCUGAUCUCUCGGGCCGUCACAGGCGUGGAAUUGGAUUCUGAUCAGUUUGUGGGGCCAGGAGUUGAUUACAUGUUUGAUAUGAGCGAAAAGGAGAUCACGCAAGAGACUCCUCUUCCAAUUCUGCCGGUGCAUUUCUACAGCUUCACGCAGGCGGAUACGCCGAACAAUGUGUGGUGGCAGCGCUACUGUCCUGACCCCCCUGCCUGCAAGCACCACACCAUGCGAUGGAGCCACGCCCAUCCCACAUGGACCUUCUACUCGCUGCCUUUCUUUGGACGCUGGCUCCGCCGCCACUUCAGAGACGAGAAACUGCCUGCUGUGACGGACGAAGCUGGUGAAUUGGCUGCCCUGGCCGUGGCCAAGAUUCCAGAGGACGAGGACCUGCUGAACGUAGCGACCUGGGAAGAGAAGGGGACGAAGCAGUGGUGCAAGUUCGACAACGAUUAUCAUGAGUUUGCUGACAUGCUGAGCUGGAGCCCUCAGAAGGGAGAUGCAACAAGCACUGGGGACAUUGCCAACGAUCCAAAGUUCUACCCUCGCGGUGCAGCCAAGGCCUUCUGGACGGCGCACAAUUGCAAGGACCCAGACGCAACAGCCAAGAUGCUUGACGAGAUCGAGAAACGGUGGAAGCAGGGUCUGUACCCGACAUCCACCAUCACGUACCAGGGCCGCUUCUGGUCUUCGGGAGCUGCGCUCCGGGAGGCCCACCCGGAGCUGCCGUGCAUCUUCUAA
Molecule: messenger RNA, 1752 nt
Organism: Symbiodinium sp. CCMP2456
Lineage: Eukaryota; Dinophyceae; Suessiales; Symbiodiniaceae
Source: the annotation of a GenBank genome assembly